Molecule: messenger RNA, 1929 nt
Organism: Ogataea parapolymorpha DL-1
Lineage: Eukaryota; Fungi; Ascomycota; Pichiomycetes; Pichiales; Pichiaceae
Exons: 1
Coding region: 1-1929 (642 amino acids)
Biological process (GO): regulation of DNA-templated transcription
Molecular function (GO): DNA-binding transcription factor activity, RNA polymerase II-specific; zinc ion binding
Source: RefSeq, a predicted model, not a curated record
AUGAAAAUUAAGAGCCGUCCGUCUCUUGCGUGCAUUCCCUGUACUAUACGAAAAGUCAAGUGUGACAAAACUAUUCCUUGCAAGAACUGCAUAAAGCGGAAAACCACCCAUGAGUGUCGUCGACGAAACUUGGUUCCAUCGCCUGAACUUCCAGAGUCAAAUACUGAUACUGAGUCAAACCUAUUCAACAAUAGACAAAUAGUACAUUACUUGUACUCUCUCAAAUUGCUGACAUAUGGAAGAGCCCAAAUCAAGGGCCUAGUCCCUGUGGACGAUUUGCUCAAGUACAAUAGAUGGGAUCAGUAUAUGAACCAGUUUCCGACAUUAAUUAAUAAAUUGACUCCUGCGCUUUCUAGGAAGAUAUGCGAAUGUGCAUGCAAUUACACAACUUUUAUUCAUCAAGGAGUUGUGAACGAGCUAUUUCUCAAGGACCACGACAAUUUCUGGGAAGUUCAUGUAUCUAAGAACCCAGCCUGCCUAAACCACACCAGUAAUAAUACCCUCAAAACCAAAUCGUCGAAAGACUACUACUAUUGGAUGUCACUACUUUAUGCCAACUUGUCCACAGGCAUGUAUUUUGGAGUCCAUGAGAUUCAAUCAGAUCUCACUUACACAGAAGCAGAACUCUCUGAGUUUUCGGCAAUUUUCUUCCGAGCCUCACUGGACUGUCUCUUCAGGGCUGGGGCAUUGGAACAUGCCGACGUACGAUGUAUCCAGGUCUUCUGUGUCCUCUCAAUGGGUUUACAUGCAUUAGGCAGCACGUAUUUGCACAAAUCUCUUCUCCGCAUUUCUGUUGAGGCAGCAAAGAAUUUGGGACUGGACCAACUGCAACCCGACAGCGCUCCAGAUUAUCAAAGCGAGGUCUUGAAACGUCUCUUCUACAGCCUCAUGAUUAUAGACUCAUUAAGCAAUUAUCCCAAAAGAUAUAUUGCUGACUUCUCAACCCCAUUGCCAUCCAUAAUCUCAUCUGACGUGCUUCUCGAAAAGGUGAUUCCCGGCCCUCUUACAUUUCCGGAAGCCUGCAAGAAUGAUGAAAUUGCAGGCAUAAUGUAUGAGCGCAUGAUGGUGGAACUCGCGCAGUUGAAGCACGAAAGUUACGAGAAGCCCACUGCUACCGAACUGGUCUCUUGCCUUGAAAGAAUGAAGGUGCUGAGGUCCAAAUUAGACACGUACUUUGGUUCUGAGGGAUUCUCUCCUGGGGAUAAAUCAAUCGCGCAGUACGCAAAAUACCUUUUAUUUUCCUCCAUCACUCGUGAACGGCUAGAGAUCGGUAUUCGCCUGCAAUCUCUUGUUGGCACCCAAGACUGGGCCAAACAAUACCGCCCCCAGUGUCUGGAGGUUGCAACGCAGCUACUUUUUCACAGCACAUCUACUGGGAUACCUGCCUUUUAUAAUCGCUACUGGAUUGUUGCACAACAUUUGAUUUAUGCGUGUUUGUUUGUGCUCUUAGACAUGCUACUUUUCAAAAGCGAGGACGACAAAUACAAGCUUGAAUCUGUCAAGCGCACAUUCCCUACCAUCAAAAAAUUGCAAUCAUACUUCACCGUGAAAAUUGGCUUUGCCAUAAUAGAAAAACUCUGCUAUCUCGUGUCCAAAGUGCGAUUGGACCACCUGGAAAAUGAAACUCUCGAGGCAAUAUCGCUCCGCGAGUUUUUGAAAGAGAUGGAAAUUGCAAACCCGUACAGCUCCAAACUUUCCAGAAACCGUAUUGUGCCAGACAUCACUGAGUCCCAAUAUCUACGUUUUGGCAACGAAACAUCACACCCAAACAGCACAGAUGGAGAUUUUGCGCCUACUGAAGGCGAUCCUCUCACAGAUGCUGAGAACGGCUUUAACGUUACAUCAGCAAUGCUGGACGACAAGGGCUGGUACGAAUUCCUGGACUUCUUUUUUGGAGGCGAGUCUGCUGCCACCAUGUCGGAUAUCUGA